Messenger RNA from Cavenderia fasciculata, 213 nucleotides. RefSeq lists its product as uncharacterized. Lineage: Eukaryota; Evosea; Eumycetozoa; Acytosteliales; Cavenderiaceae. The coding region runs from base 1 to 213 and encodes 70 amino acids. The transcript is spliced from 3 exons. The record is from RefSeq and is a predicted model, not a curated record.
AUGAUAAAGAGAGUAAGAGAGAGAUUAAGAGUAAGAGUAAGAGUAGAGAGAGAAAAAUUAAUAAGUGGUUGGUUGGUUGGUUGGGGUCAACGAGUCAACUUUGAUUGGAGUAUAUCUGUUUAUCUAUUUCUUGAUGUAUGCAAAUUAGGUCUUGAUCACCGCGCUAUGCGGGUAUCCCAAUAUCUCGAAAAAUUUUGUUGUCAUCAUCAUUGA